Molecule: messenger RNA, 849 nt
Organism: Suillus clintonianus
Lineage: Eukaryota; Fungi; Basidiomycota; Agaricomycetes; Boletales; Suillaceae
Exons: 7
Coding region: 1-849 (282 amino acids)
Source: RefSeq, a predicted model, not a curated record
AUGAUCUUAAGCAGCUCUGUAAAAAUGGUACAUACGCAGCAGCAUCCUCCUGGUCAUACCACUCAGCCGCUCGCUGGAAGCUUUCACAUGCCUUCGCGAUAUCUGGCCAAUCUCCUUCUCUCUGUCUGCUGCCUGGCGGAACCUGCCCGCCUCGGUCCUGCCUCCUCCCACUUGGUCGAUGAAAAAGAAAACCAUCCAGUCGAUGAAUUUGACUUCUUAUCCGCUUUCUCGAGAAAAAUUUCUGCUGGUGAUUUGGGCAUGGUGGUUGUGGAGAGUCAGGACACUCUGAGUCUGAUUCAUCGGAAGGCGCAUUUGGGGUUGGGCAACGCCCGCAAGUGUGAUGAUGAAACCGAUUUGCAUGAUCUUUACCGCCCAGUACUAUCUUACAGCGGGGAUUGCGGAAAACCGUCUCUACCACCCAAACGGCUACUUAGGCCAUCGGCCCCUUCACACCCUGUACAUGACUUUCGCGGUGUCAAGGAAGGUUGGCUUGGGGGAAUUACUGCUACGAGGACGCGAGUCUUCCUCGGUCUGCAUCGUACUUUUGAUGUUGUCGGCGGGAGCAUUAGAAAGUUGAAAAUUCCGCCUUCGCAAUGCGCACGCGCCAGACAACGCAGAUUCCCACGUCUUUCCCAAAUCCAACACAACCAAUACAUUUCUCAAGCUGCGGUGUACUACAGUCCACUACCAAGAGAACCGACACUUAGAUGUAGGUCCUGCCUGGUGCUGUAUAUACCAAUUGCACGCGGAGGUCCCGGGAUCGAAUACAUUGGCAGCACCUUUAUCAACUAUCACCGCAUGGGCGUCAUGGCCAGGCAGUGGAAUAAUAUAUCACACGUCGAACGAUGA